Molecule: messenger RNA, 3072 nt
Organism: Peromyscus maniculatus bairdii (prairie deer mouse)
Lineage: Eukaryota; Metazoa; Chordata; Mammalia; Rodentia; Cricetidae
Gene: Vipas39
Product: VPS33B interacting protein, apical-basolateral polarity regulator, spe-39 homolog
Biological process (GO): vacuolar transport; intracellular protein transport
Cellular component (GO): cytoplasm
Source: RefSeq, a predicted model, not a curated record
CUCACUCCUACCGGGUACUUCCGUUCCGGCUCGCCGAACCGUGGGUUCUGUAACUUCUGGAGUUCCUUCAAAGCUCUCUGUUUGAUCUUAAAAGGCCUCUGAAGUCUAAGCCCUCAAACUACCAAUCCUCACCGGUAGGGACACAAAAUAGUCGUCUCAUUGUUUCCUUGGGGCCUAAACUGACCCUGCUGAGCCUGAUGGGAGUUGUAGUCUUGUUAAACGAUCCUUCCGAUAACUGCGGAAGGUCACGCUGAAAGUAAAGGAAAUGACCUGGCACGGUGCGCAAGCGUUUCUGGGAAUGGUAGUCCAGAAGCCCCGCGGCCCAUCGGGAGAGCGCGAAGAUGACAGCGGCCAAGGAACUGCAACUCCCAGGAUGCUUUGCGGCUCUUCCUUUCACCUUCUUCAGCCCCUCUCGCGACCGUCCCCUUCGGCCCCUUCUCUAUGCCGCACAGCCUGUUUAGAAAGGCUGGUCCGGUGGCUGAGCCUGGCGCUGUCCUGAGCGGGAGGGCUCGGUGUGGAAGAGGACCGUUCUUGGGAGUCAGCAUGCUCGGAGCUGGAAAUUUCCAGUGAGCAAUCGGCAGCAGCUAGUUGAGAACGUAGCAUCUGGUUCUGAACGAGCAUGUCCUCUCCCAAGGUCUCUCCAGGCUCUGGUGUUGGCCGUGAAGAUGAACCGGACAAAGGGUGAUGAGGAAGAAUAUUGGAACAGCUCCAAGUUCAAGGCUUUCACUUUUGAUGAUGAAGAUGAUGAGCUCUCACAGUUAAAAGAAUCCAAACGGGCAGUGAAUAGCCUUCGAGACUUCGUGGAUGACGACGAUGACGAUGACCUGGAGCGAGUCAGCUGGACUGGAGAACCUGUGGGAAGUAUCUCGUGGUCCAUCAAAGAGACUGCUGGGAACAGCGGGUCAACCCCUGAAGGACGGGAACAGCUAAAGGGCCGGAACAGCUUCUACACACAGCUCCCCAAACCUACUUCUACCUACUCCCUGAGCAGCUUCUUUAAAGGCAGAACGAGACUUGGGAGUUUCCAGUCCCUUUCUGAUGCUCUGUCAGACACACCUGCCAAAAGUUAUGCUCCAGAGCUGGGGAGGCCUAAAGGGGAGUACAGGGAUUAUAGCAACGACUGGAGCCCCAGUGACACAGUGCGACGCCUACGCCGGGGCAAGGUCUGCUCACUAGAACGAUUCCGCUCCCUACAGGACAAGCUGCAGCUCCUAGAGGAAGCAGUAAGCAUGCAUGAUGGAAACGUCAUCACUGCAGUUCUGAUCUUCCUGAAGAGGACCCUAAGCAAAGAGAUCCUCUUCCGAGAGCUGGAGGUACGCCAGGUCGCCCUGAGACAUCUCAUUCAUUUCCUUAAAGAAAUAGGGGACCAAAAGCUGCUUUUGGAUCUCUUCAGGUUCCUAGAUAGAACAGAAGAGCUGGCGCUAACCCAUUAUCGAGAGCAUUUAAACAUUCAGGACCCUGAAAAACGAAAAGAAUUUCUUAAGACUUGCAUUGGUUUGCCAUUUUCAGCAGAAGACUCUGCGCACAUACAGGACCACUACACGCUCCUGGAACGCCAGAUCAUCAUUGAGGUGAACGAUCGACAUCUCGAGUCUGCGGGGCAGACUGAGAUCUUCCGGAAGCACCCCCGUAAGGCUUCCAUUCUCAACAUGCCACUGGUGACGACGCUCUUCUACGCCUGCUUCUAUCACUACACGGAGUCCGAGGGGACCUUCAGCAGUCCCAUCAACCUGAAGAAGACAUUCAAGAUCCCAGAUAAACAGUAUGUGCUAACAGCCUUGGCUGCUCGUGCCAAGCUUCGAGCCUGGAAUGAUGUUGAUGCCCUCUUCACCACAAAGAACUGGUUGGGUUACACCAAGAAGAGAGCACCCAUUGGCUUCCAUCGAGUCGUGGAAAUUUUGCACAAGAACAGUGCCCCCGUCCAGAUCCUGCAGGACUAUGUCAACCUGGUGGAAGAUGUGGACACAAAGCUGAACUUAGCUACUAAGCUCAAGUGCCAUGACGUUGUUAUUGAUACCUGCCGCGACCUGAGGGACCGCCAGCAGUUGCUUGCCUACAGGAGCAAAGUGGAUAAAGGAUCUGUUGAGGAAGAGAAGAUCGAUGCCGUCCUCAGCAGUUCGCAAAUUCGGUGGAAGAACUGAGGGUCGGUGGCUGUCCCGAAACCUGCCUCACUUCCUACUUCUCUGCCUGUGAAGAUAGAGUGCGCUCUCCUUGGGGGAGUCCCAGCAUUCAGCCACGUGAGCCUGACACCCGCAGGCAGGGCCUGCUGCUUUGGGGACAGAGACCAGCAUCUGAGCCCAUGAACUUGAGGCUGGUCUGUCCCAGGGAUAUUAUCUAAAAGCCGGUACCUAAGGCUUUGACUCACAGCAAAGCCGCUCUGCACCCGGUGCUGUGGAGAGGUGGGAGCCCAUCCUGGCUAAGAUGUCUUGGUCAGAGAAGUGACUGCCCCAGAAGGACAUCUGAACCAAGAGCUACAGUGUCGCAGGGCGGUCAAGACAUUCCCUCUCAGCCAUUCUGACCCAGGACCUGGUGUGAGACAUGGGCAUUUCUGCUCUAAAGGAUGUCAGAACUAAAUGGACUCUUCAGGAGCCUCAGGAAGGAAUACGAGUAUUGCUCAGGACCUGCUGGAAACCAGACUCAAAUUCUCAAGCACAGGGCCACCCAUCUUAUGACAGACGCUUCCUAGACGUGGUAUCUUCAGCCAGUGUCCAUCCGCUGUCCUUUUGUUCAUAGCUUAGGGUCCCACUCUCCCCUGCACACUGUCCGUGUGGUGCGCCAUCUGCUUCCCCCGUCCCCUCCUUCGGUCUUGGAUGCAGUCUUACAUGGGAUUCGGAUCCACCAGUGCUGGAGCACUCAUCUUUUAUGCAGACAUCACUUCACCAGAAGCAGCCACAAGUCUCACCUGAGCUAAUGUGGCAGAACUUCACCUGGCUAUCUCAACAGAGGUUUUGUUCCCCACUUGGCCUGCUGGGGACCUCAGCAGUGUUAGGUUCUGCCCUGUGCCUCCCUGAACUGGAUUUCCCUGACAUGCCUACACUCCUAAUAAAACUGUUGCAGUCUUGGUGCCCUCUC